Neoarius graeffei (lesser salmon catfish) is the source of this 4496-nucleotide messenger RNA. It is a transcript of the gene unc119b, whose product is annotated as unc-119 homolog 1. Gene Ontology annotation, molecular function: lipid binding. Gene Ontology annotation, cellular component: cilium. Gene Ontology annotation, biological process: nervous system development; lipoprotein transport; cilium assembly. NCBI's taxonomy places the organism in Eukaryota, Metazoa, Chordata, Actinopteri, Siluriformes, Ariidae. The record is from RefSeq and is a predicted model, not a curated record. The transcript has 5 exons. Bases 69 to 806 code for a protein of 245 amino acids.
ACGUAGCUAAUUAGCAGGCUGAGGAGAAAGCGCAAACCCGGAGGGGAAAAAUUAAAAACAGCGCAGUUAUGAGCAGCCAGAGCUCCAGGAACGAGACGACAGCCGCUGUUAACGGCCCCGACCCGGCGGCGGCGGCGGCGAGCUCCCGGGAGCGGAAACACGGCGGCGGGGUGGUGAAGAGGCUGAAGUCCCGGCGGAGCGCGGCGGAGCGGCGGCCCGUCACCGAGGACGAGCUGCGGGCUUCCGGCAGAGCCAUCAGCCCCGAGGACGCGCUCGCGCUCCGCACCGUGACGCGCGACUACCUGUGCAAACCCGAGGACAACGUCUACAACAUCGACUUCACACGCUUCAAGAUCCGAGACCUGGAGACGGGCACCGUGCUGUUCGAGAUCGCCAAACCUCCUCACUGCGAUGCUGAUGAUGAAGAUGAAGAAAAUGUUGAUGGAGACACGAGUACUGGCCGAUUUGUUCGCUAUCAGUUCACACCAGCAUUUCUUAAACUUCGUACAGUUGGAGCCACCGUGGAGUUUACAGUCGGAGAUCGGCCCGUAAAUAAUUUCCGGAUGAUCGAGCGUCAUUAUUUUCAGGAGCGUCUGCUGAAGAACUUUGACUUUGAUUUUGGCUUCUGCAUACCAAACAGCCGCAACACGUGUGAGCACAUCUACGAAUUCCCUCAGCUCCCGGAUGAGCUCAUCCGUCAGAUGGUGGAUCAUCCGUAUGAGACUCGCUCAGACAGCUUCUACUUCGUGGAUAACAAACUGAUCAUGCACAACAAAGCAGACUACGCUUACAACGGGGGACAAUGAUGCUGCUGAGCCACGACCAGGUCACGCUGUGUGUGUGUGUGUGUGUGUGUGUGUGUGUGUGUGUGUGUGUGAGAGAGAGAGAGUUCCAUUCCUUCACAACCAUAAUCACACCUCAUGGACUUCCGAUGAAGAAAAGAUCUCUUUCCUAUUAUUAUUAUUAUUAUUAUUAUAAAACUCAUUCCUUUUGAUAAUUUCAUAAUUGUUCCUGAUGUUUCGUUCCAUCUGUUGAUUAUAAACAUUGUGGGGUUUUUCCCCCAAAAGUGAACAAAAUCUCUACAACCUACCAGUCAGUGAAUAGAGACAUUAUAAUACACUACACACAGAAGGUGUUGAUUAAUUCUCUGUAACAGCAGCCAUGAAUCACAGGUUAAACAGGUUCAUAUUUAUCGCUCGUUUCCAUAGUAACGGCUCAUUCACGGGGCGUGUACAGCGGACGCUCUGCUAAUAAUAAACAGAUUAAAUAAUUGUUGAUGUGGUGAAGUUUCCUGUCAGGUGUGUGUGUGUGUGAGAGAGAGAGAAAUGUUUCUGGAAGGAGUCUCCAGUGUCAGCGCUGUGUAACAGUCAGAGGUGAAGCUGGAAGUUCACAUUUUCCGACAUCUUCAGGACAGAGUUUAGACUGUGUUUUUGUUGUAUAAAAAGAGAGACUGAUGAGGGGAAAGACCGUUUAUAGCUGCUAUAAUAAGUGAGAACAAGAAUGAACAUGUUUCACUGAUGUCCUACAGCGUUAAAUGUAACUAUAAACGGAUAAGUGUACAAUCUGGAGUUCUUUAAUGAGUAUAAAUUGCAGUCUCUGGCAAAUUGCGUACGCAUCACUGAGUAACAUUGUUUAUUUACAUCUUUAUAACUUUAAAUUUUAGAUAAGCAUUAACAUUAACGAUUCCAGGCUGUAAUCACGGACUCGUCACCAAUGCUGGUUUACGGUUAUAGCUUGUUUACUUUGCAUUAAAGCAGCGAUGUGUAACGUUCAGCACCCUCUGCUGUGUGUAAGGUGAAUUACAGGUGUGGUUAAAAAUACUGAAGUUUUAAAUUUUCUUUAACCAUAUCAUUCCUUCCAUAAUGCCCUUUAAGGAAAAAGGGGUGUGGCUGAGCUGAUCUGCUUCAUCUAGAGGCGAAGCUUUUGGAAGCAAAACUAAACCAAAAUGCGAUUCUGCUUCAAUUAUUUUUCAGCGUCUCUAUAAUUGUGAUUAUUUCAAGUUGAUAAACGUUUACAUUUUAAAAUAUGCAAAAGAAAUUUUUUAUAAUUUUGGUAUUUAAAUCAUUUUGCCUUUUUUCUCCUGAAUGAGAAGGAAAAACCCUCCACCACAUUAACGACUGUAGGGUUUAAUACAGUUCUAUAGUUUCUGCUCAGAAAUAAAGUGGAAGUGGCGCCACCUGGUGUUCAACCUUGAAAUUAUUAAUUGAACAAUGUUCUUUAAGACGAACUGACUAAAUAAAUACAUUAUUUUUAUUUCUUCAUUUAACUGAAUAAAUGAAGAAAUAAAAAUGUGUUACUCUUUGGACAUAUUUCAUGCGAGUCGUAAGUAAUGGCACCUCAUCUCUUGGCUGUUGAAUGAAACAUGUAUGGUGUGUGUUAGAAGAAACCUUUAUUCGUCACAUGCACACUUCAAGCACAGUGAAAUUCAUUCUCUGCAUUUAACCCAUCUGAAGCAGUGAAAACACACACACACACACCCAGAGCAGUGGGCAGCCACACCGGAGCACCCGGGGAGCAGUCAGGGGUUCGGUACCUCGCUCAAGGGCACUUCAGCCCAAGGCCGCCUCAUGUCAACCUAACUGCAUGUCUUUGGACUGUGGGGGAAACCGGAGCACCCGGAGGAAACCCACGCGGACACGGGGAGAACAUGCAAACUCCACACAGAAAGGCCCUCGCUGGCCACGGGGCUUGAACCCGGAACCUUCUUACUGUGAGGCAACCGUGCUAACCACUACACCACCGUGCCGCCCGGUGUGUUAUAACUGUUCUGUAUUCGUCUGGUUUCUGGCACAGUGAUAAGAAAAUUACAUUUUUAAUAAAAUCUGAGGUGUGAUUGAAUAAAUAGCGUCAUUCCAGGAUGCAAAGUAAAGAUGAUGACGAUCCCGAAGUCAGAGAGAAACAAUCAUCUGGAACGUCAUUAACACUGUGUGUGUGUGUGUGAGCGAGAAAGGAGUGUGUUACUGUCUGAAUGACGGAUAUACGACCCCCUGAGAGGUGUGUGUGUGCGUGCACGCACGCACACUCCAUGUGUGUCUGAUUUGUCUGAGUGUCCUUACCAUCACACACACCUGUCUCUGUCUUUCAGCAGUGUUCAGUUUGUGUCUAAUGCAGAAGAUUUACUGAAACACAGGAAAAACUUUGUCCCAUCUGAAAUAUUACACAGUUUGCCCUUUUCUUUUUUAUUUUCUUUCACCGGGAAAUCACUGAUGAUCAUCAUGGACAAUUUAUCACAAUAUUGUAUAGUCAGAUUUAUUAUUAUUAUUAUUAUUAUUAUUAUUGUAGACAUGGGCUUCAUUUAUGAUUAAAAACGUUUUAAAAAAUGCUGAACAGAUAAACAAGAUAUUUUAAAUCUAAUGAGUUUCGUAAAUGGAGAUGACCUUCUGAUGUUUAUCAUGAUGGAAAAAUGAAAUCUUUUGACCAUUUGUGAUAUAAAAACUGAUUGAUUAUUAGUCUCUUCUUGCUAAUUUUCAGAUUUAGAUUUUAAUUUAGUGAUGUGAAAACAGUGCAUCCAAAAUUUGUAGCUUUAGGAAUCUCAGAUCAGAUAUUUGUUCCGUCCACUGCAUUGUGAUUGGUUCAUGAUGAUGAUGAUGAUUGAAUAUUGUGAUAUUUUGUGCACCUGAUUUUCUGUGUGUAUUUAUUAAAGUCCCAGUGUCUGAAUGUGAUUACUAUAAAUUCAUAAUCUGUUAAAUAAUUUUUUCCUGAUGUUGAAUGUUUUAAUCCUGAUGUGACUGAAUGAGGUGUAAUGAAGCCACUUUAUUUGUAUUUUUUUAUGUUUUAUAAAGAAACCCCUAUGAUGUUUGGUUGCCAUGGCGCCCAAUGAGAAGCUGAGUCACAUUUUAAUCCAGUAGAGAAACUGGUUGUUUGUGUUACUGAUUUCUGUACAGUGUGUUCAACUGGAAACAUUUCUUACUUUAUUUUAUUUUGUGCUACUGUUUUUCAUGAUGAUGAAGCCUGUAUCAGGACUGAACUGAAAAUAUCACAAAAUCCCAGUGAAGAAAAUGAACAAAUGAAAUUCUACACUCCAAACAUCUUUUGUUAACAAAGACAAAUUGCUCAGAUUACAGAUGAAUGGUGUGUGUGAGAUGUUUUCAGGGUCACAUGUUAAUGAUUAGAUGUGAGAUUCUGGACCAUUUGACUUACAGAAGAUCAGAUUGUGAGCUGGACUGGGGGGGAAAGACACAACUCUUUUUCUAAAGUUUUGUCAGACUGAAGCAAACACCCUUUUUUCUUCAUUAUAGUUUUAAAAAGAUUUUAUUAUAGGUGAGACAGACUUAGAAGUCUGUCGUCAGUUUCCUUCUGUGUGAAUUCUAGUUGUUUCUUAAAAUAAAAUAAAACAUUUCAUUAAGUGAUUUUCUGUCAUGAUUUGACUUGUGCAGAAGUGAAAUGAUAGUUGUGAUUUAUUUAAGCUGCUCUGUGACGAGUUUGUUUUAUUCACUUUUAUUUUCCAUUUUUUUCCAGGUUUAUAAUUUUCUCAAUAAACUACAUCAAUCACUGAA